Pogona vitticeps (central bearded dragon) is the source of this 3589-nucleotide messenger RNA. The record is from RefSeq and is a predicted model, not a curated record. NCBI's taxonomy places the organism in Eukaryota, Metazoa, Chordata, Lepidosauria, Squamata, Agamidae.
GGAGGCGAGGAAGAUCGUCGCGGUCUGUCGGGCGUUGCACCUUUUGGGGUGGCAGAACGAACCCCUCGACCCCUCAGCUCAGGUGCUGUGAGAGAGAGAGUGGGGAGCGAGCCCGGACGGUUUGCCUGAAAGGAGCUGGAAACGGGCGGGAGCUGCCAUGUCUUCCUUUUUAACCCCUGAAAGUCCCGUGCCUUCAACCACCAUACCAGGGGCCGGUGAAGGAAAAAAAAGUCGGGAACCGUCCCUGGUCGGCAGAGCGUGUUUGCUUUCCGCGCCAACAGGUCGAGGCGGGACCGAGGGAGGGGGGAGAAAUCGCCUCCCCUUCCUCAACCCUCCUCGCUUUCCCUCAGGGGACCCAUCAUGGCUCUCGCUCGCUCUCUCGCUGCCUCCCUCUUCUUUCCCGCCUUUCGCGCUCUCUCUCCGGGCGCGCUGCUCCCGCUCCCCCCUCCCUUCUGGCGGCUCAGUUCCACGGGAGAAGAGCCGGUUGCUGUAGAGAGCCACGCAGGGGGAACUCCAUGGCUGCCCUCCAUCUCGGAGCCGUGGUGGUGGCGGCGCCGGCGAAGCCGCCUCCUGCUUGGUGGCUCUCUUGUGCCGCCUCCUGCUUGGUGGCUCUCGGGGCUGCCGGCCGCCGACCCCAUUUCCCGGCCCUAGUCAGGAGCGAUGGGGUUGGGCCGGGCUGGAAGGGGGCUGCUCUGGCUAGUGGUGGCCUCGGGAGUAUUCUGGGGCCAGGCCUCCUGUCAGGCGCCGCCUCAGGGCUUUCGCUUCGUCUCCUACGAGGUGAUCAUCCCGAGAAGGAUGGCGCCGCGACGCGGGCGGGAACCCCAGGACCUGACUUACCUCCUGGAGGUCGAGGGGAAGGGCCUCGUGGUGCACCUGAGGCAGAAAAGGGGCUUUAUCCGCAAGCACUUCCCAGUCUUCACCUACAGCGAGGAAGGGGACCUUCAGGUGGACUUUCCUUUCCUCGGGGAUGAUUGCUUCUACCAUGGCUUUGUACAGGGCAAGCCCUCCUCUCUGAUCGCCCUCAGCACUUGCUCAGGGGGGCUCAGGGGCCUCCUACAGGUGGACAGUAAAAUGUAUGAAAUUCAACCUGUCCAGGCAUCCCAUACCUUUCAGCAUGUGGUGUAUCGGUUGGAAGGCGAGGAGGGAGCAGUCCACAGGAGGUGUGGGCUCACGGAAGAAAGACAAAAUAGUCAAGAGGCUAUGACCCAGGGCACAGAGAAUGUCCUGGGUAAAAAUUAUCCAGGGAGGCCCUGGCAGACACACACCAGGUAUGUGAAGAUUGCGCUUGUGAUGGACCAUGAACGUUAUGUCCAGUUUGGCAGAAAUGAAACUCUGGCUGCGAGACAAGUGCUGGAUGCCAUCCAUAUUGCAGAUUCACUCUUUGAGCCUCUUGGGAUUCGUGUGGCUGUGGUUGGCCUGGAGAUAUGGUCUCAAAAGAACCUUAUACCAAUAUCUAAACAUAUAGCUGAACUGCUUGACAUGUUCAAUACAUGGAGAAAAAUAAGUCUUAUCCAGCAUCUAAGGCAUGAUGUUGGCCAUUUGUUCGUAUAUAAGCAUUUUGGAGUUGAUGUUGGAUUAUCAUUUGUAGGAACAGUGUGCGAUUCUUCCCGGGCAUCUGCUGUAGAGGCAUUUACUACCUCCAGUUUGUUCUCAUUCACUCUUACCUUUGCUCAUCAGUUAGGUCAUAACCUAGGCAUGCGGCAUGAUGAGAAGUACUGUACUUGUAGCCAGCGUUCUUGCAUUAUGGCUCCGUUGCAAAGCAACACAAGUAAAUUCAGCAACUGUAGUUAUAAUAGUUAUUCUAACCUAAUGGAUAGUGGUAGGAAACAAUGUCUGUUAAUUCCACCAGAACAUGAGAAAUUGUAUGACUUCAAAAACUGUGGCAACAGUAUAGUAGAGAGCGGAGAACAGUGCGACUGUGGUUCAAAAUUUCAUUGUGAAUUAGAUGCAUGUUGCCAGUCUAAUUGUAUGUUGCGAUCAGGAGCAACAUGUGCUUUUGGAGCAUGCUGUGCCAAUUGCCAAUUUCUUCCAGCUGGAACAGUUUGUAGAGAAAGGACAAAUAUCUGUGAUCUUCCUGAAUACUGCACUGGGAUUACAGAAUGGUGUCCUGAGGAUGUCAGUGUUCAAGAUGGCGCUCCAUGCCAUGAUGGCGCCUAUUGUUAUCAUGGGAAGUGCUCUACUCACAAUGAACAGUGCAAAACAAUCUUUGGCAGGCAAGCAGCAGUUGCUCCAUUAAGUUGCUUCAAAGAAAUAAACACUCGAGGUGACCGUUUUGGCAACUGUGGCAUUCUUGGUAACGUUUACCAAAAAUGUGAAAACAGUGACGUCUUGUGUGGCAGAAUCCAGUGUGUAAACAUUGAGGAAGUUCCUAAUUUGAAUGAGCAUAAUACUGUAAUUCAGACUUCUCUUAGCAGCAACGUGUGCUGGGGCAUAAACUACCCAAGUGGAGUGAGCAUAGCUGACACAGGAGCAGUGCAAGAUGGCACCCAUUGUGGUAGCGGCAUGGUAUGUAUUAACAGGGACUGCGUAAAAGUAUCCCUUCUGAACUAUGACUGUAAUCAGACAAAGUGCCACAACAGAGGAAUUUGCAAUUCUCAUAAAAACUGCCAUUGUAACUAUGGGUGGGCUCCUCCAUAUUGUCUAAAUGAAGGCUAUGGUGGCAGCAUUGACAGUGGACCCCCUUCACCCAACAGUGGCAAUACAGGAGUGAGUGAAGGUGUUAUAAUAGUUCUUUCUGCUGUUAUUGUUUUUCUUGAAGCUGAGGUUUGCUGAUGUGACUUACUUAUAGCCUGCCUUGCAUUCUAAUCUAACCUGAAGUAUUCUUUGUUGAAUUUCCUCAUUAUCCAUACAUCAGGACUGCAUUAUUUAGUAUGCACUUGGGUUUCCUUUAAAAACUGAUUUGCUGGCUGUUCUGGAUAGUGAUAAUAAUCUGUUUAAAACAGAUUUUGUUUUUGUUUUUUUAAAGAAAUUGCAUAUACAUUGUACUUAUUACAUUGUAUAAUAUGGUAACUAAUUUAGAAUGUGAUUUACAAAUGUACAACCAUGAAAACAAUUACUUAGACAUGAUUUCAGAGUGCUUAAUAAAAGUUUAUUUAUUCCUUUAUAAGUAUAGUUAAGGUUACUGCAGCCUGAUCUCUUGGUAGUAGCAGUUUUCUCGUCAAAUUCCGAGCAUGUCUUACUCAGUAAAUAGAUCUUAUCAGGAGAUUAUCAAAUUGGUAUUUUUAUUUUAUGAACAGUUUUAAAAAUGCAAAUCAGUCUCCAGGAGGGUAUACUGCUUACUAGUGAUUUGAGGGUAGAGGUUUUUUUGGUUUUUUGGAUUUUUUAACAAUUAAGGUAUAAUGCAGAAAUAUGAUUAUAAUUCUGUGAACUACAUAAAUUAUACAGUUAAAUAUAUUUAAUAGUAAUAGUAAUCCUAAACAUGUAUAUAUUGCUGUCAAAUAGUCCAACCUCAUAUGUAUUAUAAAGAUGUAAUUUUUGUGAUGAUCCUGCAGGUGUGGACACCUCUUUCCCUAACUGCUGAAGUAUGUGUGUGUGUGUCUGUAUAUGUGUGUAAAUAAGUGUUUGAUUUAGAAAUGUGAUAAACUCUAUU